Lactuca virosa is the source of this 513-nucleotide messenger RNA. Lineage: Eukaryota; Viridiplantae; Streptophyta; Magnoliopsida; Asterales; Asteraceae. The record is from the annotation of a GenBank genome assembly.
AUGACCGGCAGCAGUUCAUCUCUUCCCCGGAAGCCGGCCGCUUCUGAAAGACAACGCCGUGAUCGGAUGAAACACCUUUACUCUACUCUUGCCUCUUUCCUUCAUCUUCAACCAUACGAGAGGAUGCCAUUGCCAGAGUUCUUGGACCGUGCAGCAAAUGCACUGAUACAGCGGAAAGAAAGAGUGGAACGAUUGAACGCUAGGAAAGAAGAGCUUGAAAACGAGCUUAGAUGUGCUUCAAAUAACGGACAGAGUUUGCAGCUUGUCCGAGUGACUGAAAUUGAUUCGAAACUUGAGGUUAACUUGAUCAUCUCGGCCAAUAACAAGAAAGCGGAGCCUUUUCACGUAUUGAGUGUUAUAGAGCAAGGUGGUGCCGAAAUUACGAACUCUAGUUUCUGCACAGUUGGUCAACUCAUCUAUUGCACCAUCCAUGCUCAGGCUUUUCAAGCUCGGGUAGGGUUCGAUGUUGCAUUGAUAGAGUCCCAGUUGUUGGAACUGGUUUACUUAUCAUAA